Molecule: messenger RNA, 1350 nt
Organism: Anopheles marshallii
Lineage: Eukaryota; Metazoa; Arthropoda; Insecta; Diptera; Culicidae
Gene: gsb-n
Product: protein gooseberry-neuro
Exons: 6
Coding region: 1-1350 (449 amino acids)
Biological process (GO): regulation of transcription by RNA polymerase II; anatomical structure development
Molecular function (GO): RNA polymerase II cis-regulatory region sequence-specific DNA binding; DNA-binding transcription factor activity, RNA polymerase II-specific
Source: RefSeq, a predicted model, not a curated record
AUGGAUAUGUCGGGCUCCAAUUCGCUUAACAUGCGACCACUGUUUAGCGGAUAUCCUUUUCAAGGUCAAGGACGUGUGAACCAGCUGGGGGGAGUGUUUAUCAAUGGACGACCGUUGCCAAACCACAUUCGACUGAAAAUCGUCGAAAUGGCCGCCUCUGGGGUGAGGCCCUGCGUGAUUUCACGCCAACUACGUGUUUCUCAUGGAUGUGUAUCGAAAAUCCUAAACCGCUACCAAGAAACCGGUUCAAUUCGCCCCGGCGUUAUAGGUGGCUCGAAACCAAAAGUAGCGACACCGGAAGUAGAAGCUAGAAUUGAAGAGAUGAAGAAGAUGAACCCGGGAAUUUUUAGCUGGGAAAUACGGGAAAAGUUGAUUAAGACGGCCGGCUCGGACGACCCCAGCGAUAAUAGACAUUCUGGUCAACUAGGACCUGAUGUGGGCUACCGGCAGGAAGGAGUAACGGAUCCCCCGAGCGUGUCUUCAAUAAGCCGACUUCUGAGAGGUGGCGGUGUAGAGCCAGGCCGGAAGGAUGACGAUGGUCGGAAGGAUUACAGCAUACACGGUAUUCUGGGAGGACGCGGAUCGGACUCAAGUGACACCGAAUCGGAACCGGGAAUACUACUGAAGCGGAAACAACGUCGAUCGAGGACCACCUUCACGGGUGAGCAGCUGGAGGCAUUGGAAAAGGCCUUCCAGCGUACGCAGUAUCCGGAUGUGUACACGCGCGAAGAAUUAGCCUCCACUACCAACCUCACCGAAGCGCGCAUACAGGUAUGGUUUAGCAAUCGUCGUGCCCGACUUCGCAAGCACGCUGGAGCACAAAUGUCCACCCCGCUCAGCAGCUUGGGUACUCUGCCAAUGUCGCAAUAUCACCCUGGAGUUGCGUCCAACGAUUCGUACCAAAUGGCGGCGGCAGCCAACUAUGAGUUUGUUGCGCAAAAUCCUGCCACCUUUUCCUCGGGCCAUUUCCAACAUGGUCACUUUGGGGGACAAAACUUUACUACCAACCACAUGGGCUUCCACCAAAACAAUCAAGAAUUUCUUCCUUCCGAAUACACCAAAAUGAUGAGCGAAGAGUACAUUAAGCCGGCGCACGAAAAUUCCAUCAAAUUGAGCCCUUCAACUACGCAGGCGGAAAACUAUGUUAAAGUACCACCGGUCCCUCCGGCAGCAGCGCCCAUCGUCACGCAGGAAACCCCUUGGAGUCAGUCUUAUCCACCCCAUCAUCCGGGACAGGCGUACGCCACUAAUUUGGUCGGCUGUCCACCACCGGUUACAACUGCUACUGCAGCAGAAUAUCAUUCGAUGCAACAGGCAGCAACCUCCUAUCCCAACAAAUACUGGUCCUGA